UAGGCUCUAUGGUACAUUUGCAAAACAUCGCCACAAAAAUAUUGUAAAUAAUCAGUGAAAAUGAGCCCUGAAAGAGAUACACAAGAGUCGGAGGAUAUGCUUGAAUCGAUUGAUGAAUUAAAAGAGAGAUUGACUUCGAUGAAGAAGAUGAUGGAAGAAAGAAAGGCAACAGGAUCCGGCACUAAAGACCUCUUUCAAGGUCACGCGCGUAGCCUUCAAGGCACCACAAUGAUAGACGGGAAUUUCCUCUCUUUCGUCUUCGGUGGCUCCCUCUUUGUUAUUAUCAGCGUGUCUGUCUACGCUUUUUAUAAUCUGUAUCACGCUGUCCUGAAGAAGUUCCCAUCGACACACACGGAGUUGUAAAGUGUAUUUUAAAUUGAAGACCAUAAAGUCGGUAAUGCAAUGUUUGGUGAGAUUAAAUUAUGUUGUAA
Papilio polytes (common Mormon) is the source of this 431-nucleotide messenger RNA. RefSeq lists its product as uncharacterized. The transcript has 2 exons. NCBI's taxonomy places the organism in Eukaryota, Metazoa, Arthropoda, Insecta, Lepidoptera, Papilionidae. The record is from RefSeq and is a predicted model, not a curated record. Bases 61 to 363 code for a protein of 100 amino acids.